This is a messenger RNA of Parnassius mnemosyne (clouded apollo), 1254 nucleotides long. The record is from the annotation of a GenBank genome assembly. Lineage: Eukaryota; Metazoa; Arthropoda; Insecta; Lepidoptera; Papilionidae.
AUGGUAAACUUUUAUCGCCGCUUAAUCCCAAAUGCAGCUACCAUUCAAGCUCCACUGAACCAAAUGCUUGCUGGCCCAAAGACGAAAGGUUCGCAACCUAUCAACAUGACACCCGCUCUGUUGGAAGCAUUUAAUAACUGCAAGAAUAGUCUUUCUGAAGCCACACUAUUGGUACACCCUGAUUCACAAGCAGAGUUGGCGAUUCAUACAGAUGCUUCAGAUUCAGCAAUAGGGGCAGUCCUGCAGCAAUACCAGGACAACGAAUGGAAACCACUGGCAUUCUUUUCCAUGAAGCUAAGUCCAAGCCAGAGGAAGUAUAGCCCUUAUGAUCGCGAACUUCUUUCCAUCUAUGAAGCCAUCAAACACUUCCGCUUCAUGGUCGAAGCACGAAAUUUCGCGAUUAUAACAGACCACAAGCCACUGACGUUUGCUUUUACAACGCACCGAACGAGUUGCUUGCCACACCAGUUUCGCUACCUUGACUUCAUCAGCCAGUUUACCACGGACAUCAGAUAUAUCGCCGGAAAGGAUAAUAUAGUCACUGAUACUCUGUCCCGCAUUAAUGAAAUUUCUAUGCCCUUAGACUACCAGUCCCUAGCCAGUGAGCAAGACACCGAUAGCGAGCUACAUGAUCUGCUGAAGAACGGCUCUGCCCUGAAGUUGGAGAAGCUUAGGACACCGGGACAGGAUCUGCAGAUAUACUGUGACGUCUCCACCCCGAAUCCGCGGCCAUUUAUCACACCUUCGUUCCGCAGACAGGUAUUUAACGCACUACAUAACUUGAGUCAUCCAGGAGCGAAAGCUACUGCCAAGCUGGCGACGCAGAGGUUCGUCUGGCCUGGCAUUAAGCGGGAUUGUAGGCAAUGGGCAAAGGAGUGCCAGCACUGUCAACGAUCCAAGGUAGCUCGUCACACUUCAGCACCGCUCGCAUCAUUCAUGCUACCUUCAGCACGCUUUCGGCAUAUACAUCUUGACCUGAUCGGUCCCUUACCGUUAUGUUCUGGGUACAGGUACUGCCUCAAGAUUGUCGACCGCUUCACUCGUUGGCCUGAGGCGUACCCACUCCAGGACAUGACAGCAGAGACGUGCACCAUCGCUCUAACAAAUGGAUGGAUUUCACGCUUCGGAUGUCCAGAACACAUCACCACAGAUCGCGGCAGACAGUUUCUAUCGCACACUUUCAAGAGCUCGCCGCGCUGGUCAGUGCAACACACCACACUACCACAUCUUAUCACCCAGCUGCCAAUGGUCUAG